CAGACUACAGCUACCAAAUCAUAAGAGGAGUGCUAGUGAUGGGCUAAGGCAUGGGACGGAUAAUGUGACGUCAGGCCCGGGCCACACGAUCGGACGCGUCGAAAAAGGUCGAAAAGGGUUGUGAUUUGUGAAGCGAAGGUUGUACAUAAUCAUUCGAGCCCGCUCCACUAUCUGUUAGUCUGAGAAGAAGUCUGGUCCAAGUGUUGCUUGCUUUGCGCGUUCCCCCAGUAUCUCUUUCUCCUUCCCGCCACCAUGUCGCAGACAAAGAAAAUCCAAGGCAAGAUCUUUAGAGGCGAGAAUACCUCAGGCGACGGCGCGGGUCCAUCGCGCUCAUCGUCCGAGCCCGUAUUGACCAUUGAAAUUCCUAAACCAACACUCGCACAACCCUCACCCGCCCCGCCCAAGGUGGCAAAGACUGAACCGGAACCACGACAGGCCAAUGCAGAAAGACCUUCGGAACCCUUCAGACACCGAUUGCUCAAGCAACUCGGUGUUGACUAUCAUGGCGUUGAACGUCACCGUCUGGUGCAGGAUGAAAGGAAAGAACUUCAUUGGAAACGAUGGGGUCCAUACCUGAGCGAUCGACAAUGGGCAACCGUCCGAGAGGAUUAUUCCGCCAACGGUGACGCUUGGAGCCAUUUCCCUCAUGAGCAUGCUCGUUCUCGGGCAUACAGAUGGGGUGAAGACGGUAUUGCGGGCAUUUCAGACAACCACCAGCGUCUCUGCCUGUCACUCUCCCUUUGGAAUGGCCAGGACCAUAUACUCAAGGAACGUCUUUUCGGCGUCACAGGUCACCAGGGAAAUCAUGGCGAAGACGUCAAAGAAUUAUAUUACUAUCUGGAUUCUACUCCCACCCAUUCAUAUAUGAAGUUCCUUUACAAGUAUCCACAAAAGGCUUACCCUUACGAGGAAUUAGUCAGGGAGAAUGUGCAUCGAGGGCGGGAUGUGACCGAGUUUGAGAUACUCGAUACUGAUGCUUUCGAAGAUAAUCGUUAUUGGGAUGUCUUCCUAGAGUACGCCAAAGACGAACAAGAUCCCGACGCUGUCUACGUCCGUAUCACUGCUUAUAAUCGUGGACCCGAUCCUGCUACGCUGCAUAUUAUCCCUCAACUCUGGUUUCCGAACUCAUGGUCUUGGCCCGCCCAAAAGCCAACUAUGCCUUCAAUGUAUGCUGCAGAUGGCAACGUCAUUGUAGCGAAGCAUCCCACCUUGGGUAGAUACCAUCUUUAUUGCACGCCCUCUCCCCUUCCUGUCGGUGCUGACGGCGAGCCCGUCACGCCUGAUGAGGCCGAAGAAAGCGACGUCGUCGAGCCAGAACUUCUUUUCACCGAGAACAACACUAACUUCACCCGACUUUAUGGAGGACAGAAUGAGAUGCCAUAUGUCAAGGACGCUUUCCACGAUCAUAUCAUCCCUUCUCACCGCCCUCCGGUUGCCGAUGCCGAGCAUCCCGGAUUCUUUUUCACCAAGAUUCAUAGUAGUACUUCUCCACAUGCCAAUGGUGCCGAGAGCACACCUCCCUCGGAGCAAGAACAAGGUCCUCGCACCCCGUUCCCUCAGGCUCCUACCUUUGUCAAUCCCGAGCGUAAGGGUACGAAGUCUGCCGCUCACUAUGUCUUCAAAGACGUCCCUCCUCGCGGAGGUUGCGCUGUGGUCCGUCUCAAGCUCACGCCAAAGAGGCCUGAAGAGGACCCCAGUUUGGAGGACGAGGGUAUCUUUGACGACACCAUCGAGGAGAGACGGGAGGAGGCCAAUGAAUUUUACAACGCCCUCGUCGUCGGGCCAAUAAGUGAUGACUUGAAGCAGAUUAUGAGGCAGGCGCUGGGCGGUAUGCUUUGGACGAAGCAGUACUAUCAAUUCAUCCAGAGGGAUUGGCUUGUUGGAGACCCAGCUCAACCGCCCCCUCCCCCCGAAAGGAAGCAUAUAAGGAAUCGCGAAUGGAAACACCUCUACAUUGCAGAUAUCCUGUCGAUGCCAGACAAGUGGGAAUAUCCUUUCUUUGCUGCAUGGGACACGGCGUUCCACUGUAUUCCUUUAGCUAUUGUCGAUCCCACAUUCGCAAAGAAGCAACUAGACUUGUUGACACGUGAAUGGUAUAUGAAGCCCGAUGGCCAAAUUCCCGCCUAUGAAUGGAACUUUAGUGACGUGAACCCCCCUGUACACGCUUGGGCUACAUUCCGUGUUUUUAAGCUUGAGCGAAAACUGUACGGAACCGAGGACGUUCAGUUCUUGGAACGUGUAUUCCAGAAGUUGCUCCUGAAUUUUACCUGGUGGGUCAACCGGAAGGAUCAAGGUGGCAACAACGUCUUCGAGGGCGGUUUUCUAGGACUGGACAAUAUUGGAGUAUUCAAUCGCUCAGAGCCUCUUCCCACGGGUGGUGUCCUCCGUCAGGCAGAUGGCACUGCGUGGAUGGCGUUCUAUUGCCUAAACAUGUUGAACAUUGCACUAGAGCUUGCCAAGCAUAACUCCGUGUACGAAGACAUCGCCUCCAAGUUCUUCGAGCACUUUAUCUUCAUCGCCGAUGCCAUGACAUUCAAAGCAGGGGACAGCGAGCUCAGUCUCUGGAAUGAGCAGGAUGGAAUGUAUUACGAUGCCAUUCAAUUCGGACCGGGUAGCUCAAUGCAGCUUCCCGUUCGUUCUUUGGUCGGCCUCAUCCCUCUUUACGCCACAUUAGUAUUAGAGCCCGCUGUCCUCAAUCGAUUGCCUGGGUUUAAGAAGCGCGUGGAGUGGUUCAUUGAUAAUCGCCCCGAGAUUUCUGAGCGCACUAUGGCCAAUAUAAAGGUCAAGGGCAAGGGUGAACGUCGACUGCUUGCACUGGCCAGCAAAGAGCGACUCGUACGGAUCCUGGAAAAGAUGCUCAAUGAGGACGAGUUCCUGAGCGAACACGGCAUACGAUCCCUAUCCAAGGUGCAUAAGGAACAGCCUUGGGGGAUGGACGUCCACGGACAGCGGUAUGAGGUGAACUACUGGCCUGGCGAUUCCAAGUCUGGCAUGUUUGGUGGCAACUCCAACUGGAGAGGACCUAUUUGGCUGGCUGUCAACUUCCUCUUGAUCGAGAGUUUGCAACGAUUCUACCAAUACUACGGAGAUGAUCUUCAGGUUGAAUGCCCCACAGGCAGCGGCGAUUAUAUGAACCUCGCCAAUGUUGCCGAAGAAAUCCAGCACAGAAUCAUUCACAUCUUUGGGCGUGACACGGAGGGGAAGCGUGCCACUAACGGUGGAAACCCGAAGCUGGACACUGAUCCUCACUUCCGUGACUACGUAUGGUUCUACGAGUACUUCCAUGCUGACACUGGCAGUGGUCUCGGAGCGUCUCACCAGACUGGAUGGUCCGGUUUGGUUGCGUAUCACAUCUUGCAAAGUGGCGCCAGCUGCCGUCUGCCAAGAACACCGAAGACUCCCCGUAGCGUUGCGAAACAUUAUUUCGACGAAAACCUCGAUUCUCGAUCCGAGUAUGGUGGCGAUUCACUCUACAGUGCAUACAGCGCUGCAGAUAUGAAUACACUUGGAGAUAUCUCGCCUGAUGCCUUAUAGUUUCCGUUACUACCAGUUUUCGUCAUUGUGAUUCAUUCAUGGACCUGUCGGAGUUUUAGCUUAGAGGAACCUGACUUGUAGCAGUACCGCCUGUAACUAGAUACAUAGAACUGUAGCAUUCUGCAUUGGUCGCAAACCCUCAAAUAUUCAUGCCGUGCGUAUAUACGUUUCUAAUAUAGUCACGUAGUCAGCCACU
Molecule: messenger RNA, 3730 nt
Organism: Somion occarium
Lineage: Eukaryota; Fungi; Basidiomycota; Agaricomycetes; Polyporales; Cerrenaceae
Source: the annotation of a GenBank genome assembly